Penaeus indicus is the source of this 594-nucleotide messenger RNA. Its product is annotated as crustacyanin-C1 subunit-like. Gene Ontology annotation, molecular function: pigment binding. Gene Ontology annotation, cellular component: cytoplasm. NCBI's taxonomy places the organism in Eukaryota, Metazoa, Arthropoda, Malacostraca, Decapoda, Penaeidae. Gene Ontology annotation, biological process: response to reactive oxygen species; lipid metabolic process. Bases 1 to 594 code for a protein of 197 amino acids. The transcript is spliced from 4 exons. The record is from RefSeq and is a predicted model, not a curated record.
AUGAACAGCUCACUCCUAGUCCUUGCUCUCGUAGCAGUGGUCGCUGCCGAUAAAAUCCCCGACUUCGUGGUUCCAGGAAAGUGCCCUGCGCUGGACAGGAAGGCCCUGUUCGAUUCGCAGAAGCCCAACUAUCCUAAGUUUGCUGGAGUGUGGUAUGAAAUCGCGCUGACAAAGAACCCUUACCAGCUGCUUCAGCAGUGCGUGCGCAACGAAUAUUCUUUCGAUGGCACGAAAUUCGCCGCCAAGUCAACCGGCAUCAACGCCGAAGGAAGCCUGAUGCGGCGCAACGGACAGAUCUUGCCGAUGCCUCUGGGAGAACCCAACCUGUCCAUCGACUACGAGGGAUCCUUCAUGGCGCCUUUCGUCAUCCUGGACACGGACUACGACAACUUCGCCUGCAUUCACUCCUGCGUGGACGUGAGUCAAGGCUACUUCGCGGACUUCGCCUUCAUCUUCUCCCGCACCCCAAGCAUGUCGGACAAGCACCUGAAGCGCUGUGAAGCCGCCUUCAGGGACAUCGCCGUCGACACCUCCCGCUUCGUCAAGACCGUCCAGGGAUCCUCCUGCCCCUACGACACUCAGCAAGCUCUCUGA